AUGAUGGCACCAAAUGAGGAGGGAGGAGACUGAGUGACAUGACUGAGGAAGGAAACUAACCUCACCCUGGAUAUCAUCUACCUGCAGACCGAGAGAGAUCUUAUCGUAUGACACAAUGAUCCUCGAGAAUCCAGAAUCCCACCACCAUCCCCCACCUCCAUUCCUGAUCCCUACAAGACAGAAGACACAGAAGAUUCUAGAAGUCACCAAGAAGAUGAUGGAGCUGCUGACAGGAGAGGUUCCUAUAAGGUGUCAGGGUGUCACUGUCUAUUUCUCCAUGGAGGAGUGGGAGUAUUUAGAAGGACACAAGGAUCUCUACAAGGACGUCAUGAUGGACAAUCAGCCCCUCACAUCACCGGGU
This is a messenger RNA of Staurois parvus, 361 nucleotides long. Lineage: Eukaryota; Metazoa; Chordata; Amphibia; Anura; Ranidae. The record is from the annotation of a GenBank genome assembly.